UAAUAAGGUUGGCGAAGGUUUAAAGGUUAAAGUUGACAGGACAAGAACUGCCACGUGUAUCCCAAACGAACCUGUAUUCUUCAAUCUUGGCUCAUUAACGUUGCUAAUCAUGAACGAAAGGAACUUUAACCACCCCACUCAGGUUCUUCGUGAACUUAACGCCAUGAGGGAUCGGGCAGAGUUGACUGACGUGGUUCUGGAGGUGGAAGGGAGAAGUUUCCCCUGCCAUCGUGCCGUCCUGGCAUCGUGCAGUCCCUACUUCCGUGGCAUGUUCUCCAGCGGCUAUGUGGAGGCCAAACAGGAAAGGAUCACUAUCAAGGAAGUGAGCAAGGUAGCCAUGGCAACCAUUCUGGACUACGCCUACACCGGCUGCCUUCAAACAGAGCCAGACCAGGUCCAGGCUGUGAUGUCUGCUGCCAGACUGCUACAGGUGGAGUUUGUAGGUCGUAACGCCGCACUAUACAUGAAGUUCCAUCUGGACAUGUCCAACUGUGCAGAUGUGUUGAUGUAUGCCGACAUGCUGGGGGACAGUGACUUAGUGAAGGCCAGUGAGGACUUCAUUGCAUCCAGCUUCCAUCAGGUGGUGCUACAACCAUCCUUUCUCCAGUUAUCACUCCCCCUUCUCCAGUCACUACUCGACAGGGAAGACUUGAUGACCAGCUCAGAGGACAACAUUGUGCAAGCCGCUCUAAGAUGGGUUGGUUUCAACCAAGAAGAGCGCUUGCAGCACCUUCCUGCUCUUUGUAGAUGCUUCCGCCAUUCUGCCAUCAGCUCAGAACUACUUGCAGAGCUCGAGAGUAAGUGCCCAUCAACAGACGACAAGUUGAUUUACAGCAAAAGCACAACCCAGCGGCUGGGACAGGUGCAAACUGAAAUGCAGAUUUUCUUCAGAGAAGGGUUCUCUAAAUAUCAGUCCCAGCAGGUUGCUCCUUGCUAUGACCCAUCCGAAGGUGGGUUGUAUGAACUCCAUAUGCCUGACAACCUGGCCAACUUCUCUGUGACAGCCACUCCCAAUGAUGAGCUGUACCUGGCAGGGGGCAUCAACAGCCUAUCAGACAGAAGGCAGAAGGCACUUUACCAGUACAACCACCUGUUAAACACCUGGGAACCAAAGUGUGAUAUGGGAUCACCUAGAGUGAGGUGUGGUCUGGUGUAUCUGAAGGGCUACAUCUAUGCCAUUGGUGGUGAUGACACCAAGAAAACAGCGGAGAGGUAUGACCCAAGUUGUGAUGAGUGGACCCCCAUACCAGCCAUGCCUCAGUCCAUGUCCUCAGAACUCUGUGCAGUGACUCUUGAUGACAGCGUCUAUGUCAUAAGUAAGGAAGGCUGCUACUGCUUCAGUACCACAGAGAACAGGUGGAGCAAGAUGGCGGACAUGCACAAACCACAAACGUGUCCUCAGGCCGUCACGUAUCAAGGCAGAAUCUACAGUGUAGACUGCAACAAAGAAAAAGACUGGACUUGGGUAGAGAUGUACAACCCUGCAAACUGUGUUUGGGAGCGGUCCGGUCACCGUACCUUCAACAAAGUAAACCUGCUGAAGCAUGAAGAGACUAUUUACCUCCUCUCUGUAAUCAAAAACAAUGACUUCUGGGGCCAAAAUGGUGAGAGUGCAUUCAAGAUUUGCAUUUACCAGUACCAGCCAGAGUCUGGCUUUUGGGUGGGUCUAAAAGACAAGGGCAGGCUGGUUCCUCCUAUAGCAGACUGGAUGGGCUCUAGAAGAGGAACAGUGAUAGCUUGCCUGUCAGCAAGGAUGGUCCCAUUGUUUCUGGGGGAGCAGAUUCACGACCAGGAGCUUUUAUCUGACGAUGAAGAUACAUCUGGAAGUGGAAUCUCAGACCAAGAGGACAGCGAUGAGGAUAGCAGUGCCAGGGAGAGUGGAAGUGACUAUUAUGACAUCUGAGACACUGGGAUACCAUCAAAGAUAAAACUGCUUGAAUCACCAAUGACAAGGUCAUAAAACAGAGCAGAAGUGAAGACACAUCAACAUGCCAUGCUCUGAUCACAUUCCCAAAGUUACAUGUACCAAAAUACUAGGUAGAUGGGAAAUGUGUUGACACAGAGGAUAGACAUUUUGAUUGACGUACAUUGAAAACUUGAAAAAUCUGAUCUAACCGAUGCCUUGUAUUUUAGAUUGUACAUGACCAAAACCAUUAGCCGCUUUAGCUUGUGCUGUAGGCAUCAGGUAUACAUGAAGCUGCAUUAACAUGCACAUGAUGCCAACUUUGAUGAUGCUAUAUAACAUUUACUUAACAGUUUGCAAAAAUGUUGUUUUUACUAAUUUGUUAAUUAACAAAAGGUUACCAAGUAUUGUUAGGAAAAAGGUUACCAUGUAUUUUUAGGAAUAUUAACAUUGGAAACAGACAUCUCAUUUAGAUAGGACAGCAAUGGAUUUGUGAAAACAGCAGUUUUGAUGAUUUAUAUCAUGUAAGUAUGUGCUUAUCUGUCUUAAGUAUGGCUUAUCUUAUGACCUAGAUCAUUUGAACUGUGAAGAAGGCAGUGAAAUGUGUUGAUUAUUGGGCUUUGUAGUAAUACCCAUUGUCUUUUAGGCUUGUAGUACAUAGAGAGGAUUUGCAAUCUGUUCAAAAGUUUAGUAUGUAACGUUAGUUAACACAUUUAUUUGUACUUGAGUUCAUGUACUGCACAGUUAUUUCCACACAAAGACAUUAAAGGCUUAUAAUGCCAAAUGCACUAUUUUAUUUUAA
Molecule: messenger RNA, 2705 nt
Organism: Branchiostoma floridae (Florida lancelet)
Lineage: Eukaryota; Metazoa; Chordata; Leptocardii; Amphioxiformes; Branchiostomatidae
Product: kelch repeat and BTB domain-containing protein 8-like
Exons: 5
Coding region: 110-1903 (597 amino acids)
Molecular function (GO): protein binding
Source: RefSeq, a predicted model, not a curated record